AUGAAUUCUCGUCCACACAAACAGUCCAUGUCCGAACUCAAGCUUCGACGAUUGACGGAGCAUAAUCAGCGUCUAAAGGAGGAUCUGGCGCGACCACGGAUAAGGGUUAGUGAAGCAAGCGCAAGUCUUAUACGAUAUUGCAAGACAACAAAAGAUCCUCUCGUGCCAUCAGUAUGGGGACCCGUUGCACGAAAUGAAGAUCCUUAUGCAGCGACAGGUGGAGGAGCCAAGGGAUGUUGUGUUGUACAAUGACCGCAUCGCUCUUUCUCUUCUUUCCUUUAGCCGUUCUUCAUUCCGGUGUUCAUGUCAUUUAUUCCCUUGCUUUUCCCCCUUUUCUCCUGCUGCCGACCCUCGACCCCGUUGCCCGUAUGGUCAAUCGCUUCGUCUUGUCCACCGUACAUCAUUCAAUCCCUGGUCUCGUUGCUCCCCUUCAUUUUUCUUUAUACUUCAACUGUUGUUCUUACAACCGGCUUAUAACAUUUUAUACCAUCGCUCAUUUUACCAUCCCAACUGGCCCAUUACAGCUUCAGCGAUUUGAUCGUCUACGGUGAACCUUGACCUGGUUCUUCUUUUUUUUUUUUCCUUUCCUCAGUUUUUUUUCCCUUCUGUAUCUUCUUUUCUCGGGUAUGAUAGGAUUCUUAUAUGCUAUUUCUAUAUUUUUCUCUCCCUU
Messenger RNA from Somion occarium, 670 nucleotides. The record is from the annotation of a GenBank genome assembly. NCBI's taxonomy places the organism in Eukaryota, Fungi, Basidiomycota, Agaricomycetes, Polyporales, Cerrenaceae.